GAGGAGGGCAAUCCCUGCUUUUAUUUUUCUUUCCAGACGGCCACAGUUGAGCACAAAAACAAACUUGAACCAGACGAGCAGUGGGUCAACACUUACACUCCUGUCCUCGUCUGAAGUGGAGCAACUGAAGACAUUCAACUGAAGAGAUUUUAUUCUUUUAAUUUUUCCAUUGUUGAAAAAAAGGGAAGGGCUCUGCCAAGAAAAAAAAAACAACCAUUUGGAAAUGAAGUUAUGCGUCAGUGAAUGCGCAAUUUACGCACAGGGCGCACCAUGAAACUUUAAGAUGUUGGAUCGCCUCGCCAUUGUUGUUGUUCACGUGCUAGGCUUGAUUUCCUUUGUUGCUGUCAGUUUUUCAGAACUCACUGUAGCCAUGUGUCGUGGCUAAAAACUUAAAGCGCUCACAAAAGCAGAGGAGGAAAGCCCGAGACAGCAUGGGGGCCAAACAGAGCAGCCCAGUAUUUGAUGGCAGAACUCGGGCUUAUUCCAGCUCUGAUCUCCCAUCUGGUAACUCCAGCGGAGGGGAAAGGAUUGCGGGGUUUAGGUACACCAAUGGACCAGAUGGGCCACGGAUCCGUUACACAGGUGGAGGGCCAACCAGCUCCGGGCGCAGUAUCCCGGCCGGUGGCAGGUCAGGGUCGCACGGACUCAAUCAGAGCCUCGAUGGCACGGAUGGUGACGAGGAGAGCGAGCAGCCUCCUGAGGGCCACAGGUUGCUUAUAGGGUCCCUACCGGCUCACCUGUCCCCUCGCCUACUGGGAGGCUUCCACUGUCCUGUUUGCUCCAAGUUUAUGGCAUCAGAUGAAAUAGAGAAGCACCUGCUCAUGUGUUUCAGCAAAACAUGCCUCACCUACAACAAGGACAUCCUGUCCAGAGACUCUGGGGAAUGUGCCAUCUGUUUAGACGAGCUGGAGCAGGGAGACACAAUUGCCAGGCUGCCCUGCCUCUGUAUCUACCAUAAAGGGUGUAUAGACGAGUGGUUUGAGGUGAAUCGCUCGUGUCCAGAGCAUCCUGCCGACUAGGAGCUGCAGGAGUACAGUUUCAGUCUACUGUACAUCACUGUGGUCGACUGUGUGCCCUGACACUGGCCGUUCCAGCCGAGCAUCAGCGCUCCUCAGGGAUUGUAAGACAUUAAUGUGCACAGGAUUUUUUUUGAUGUACUUUGGAUAUGUUUCUCCAGACGUCAUGGGAUGUUCAAAGAACCACUGGUGGAGUCAGUUUGUCUCCAGAAAAUAUGUGAAUGUUCCUUAUGCCACCUGCUGGCCUAAAGUGGGUUCAUGCAACCUGGGAUCUGAACUGAACUGAACUGUAGUUGUUGCUGAACAGGGUGUGGUUUUAUGGCACAGGACUUGUAUAUGCCAACAUGGUGGGAGAAUUCACUUCUCUUUUCAGCAGAGAUUGAGGUUGAGAGACUGUUCAGAAUUUAUCAGAAGGCUGUAGGCCGAUAUUGUGCUAUGUGAAAAACAGCCUUUUGGAAUUAAAAAUGCCUUUUUUCAGCUUUAAGGGAUGAUUACAGUGUUGAUGGUAGUUAGGAAAUAGAUCUUAAUUUUAUUGUGAAAUUGGCGAAAUUGUUUUGUGUUAAACAAUCAUGUGUCCUAGACCAAAUAGUUUAAUGUGAAGUAGUUGGACUUUGUCAAUCAUUUGUCCAUUGAGAACCUCAGUAAUGUGAUUGUGUGGUUUAGUGGUGUAAUUAAAGAUAGGCUAAAACAUAUCUAAUAAUGAUUCAUACUCUAAGGAGUGCCAUAAUGUGCUGCUAUGUCAUAGACUGGAAUGUUUUUCUGUAACCUUUGAACCUUUGUUUAUUGUACGUUCUAUGUGAACUGUAAUGAAUUGCACAACAAUAAAUGUUUUGUCUUUAUGUCUCUGUACGGCAUACAAACUAUUA
Molecule: messenger RNA, 1882 nt
Organism: Perca flavescens (yellow perch)
Lineage: Eukaryota; Metazoa; Chordata; Actinopteri; Perciformes; Percidae
Product: E3 ubiquitin-protein ligase ZNRF2
Exons: 4
Coding region: 432-1019 (195 amino acids)
Biological process (GO): proteasome-mediated ubiquitin-dependent protein catabolic process; protein K48-linked ubiquitination
Cellular component (GO): membrane; intracellular membrane-bounded organelle; cytoplasm
Molecular function (GO): ubiquitin protein ligase activity
Source: RefSeq, a predicted model, not a curated record